ACCCCUGCUCCAAAAUCAAACUAGUACCGAAAUUCGUUAAGUUUCUCCCCAAAUUUUAAGAGUGUCCAGGAUCCUAGAUCCGCCAUUGACAGGAGGUGGGUUCUGAGAGAAGGAAACCACGAUUGUGGGAAGUGGGAAGGAAAGGAUGGGUCUUGUAUUCAUGUGUUUUAUUUCUGGGAAUUAGGUAGUAGAUGAAGGAUUUGUUUUCAAUGCGAAGGGGUAGGGUUGGUUUUGGAGUCUGGGCGGAUUGGGUACGAGUGGUUGGUUAGGCGAAUAUUUUUAUUUAGGGACUUCCUAUGAUAACUUGGAUAUAAUUUUAAGUUAGAUAACUUGCAUAGAUCUAAAGAGGUGGCAAUUUCAAUCCAAUCCACCAAUCCAAUCCAUCAAUCCAUUAAAAAUAUCCACCUAAUCCAAUCCAUUUAAAUCCAAUCCAUAUAAUCCAAAUCCAAUUGGAUUGGUGGAUUCAUGGAUUGGAUCCAUGGAUCAUUGGCAAAUUACGGUUUAGUACCUAUAAUUUUUAUUUUUUACAUUUUGGUACCUAAAAUUUAAUUUUUUAUACGAAAAAUAUCAUUGGAACGUUUUGGUACCUAAAAUUUUUCAUUAUGACAUUUUAGUACCUAAACUUUUUACAUUUUUCAUAUUGGUCCUUGGUUGAGGAUGUCAUUUGGAUUCAUGGAUAAUCCACCAAUCCACUUGAUCCAAUCCAUGAAUCCACCAAUCCAUUAGAUCCAAUCCAUUAGAUCCAUGGAUCCACCAAUCCAAUCCACCAAUCCAAUCUAUUUGCCACCUCUCAAAAUUGAUCAAACUUAUUUUAUACGUAUUGAUUAAAGAAAUAAAAAAAUCAAUGGCAACCCAUGUUGCCGGUCACCACCCUCACAACUUAUAUUUCUUGUUUUUUUCUUUCCUUUUUCAUAUUUAUUUGUUUUUCCUUAUUUUAUCCUUUCCUUAUUUAAAUUGUUAUUGAAUUAGAAGCGUUACGUAAUCCUUACGUAAUAACUUAGUACUUUACUUAACGUGAGAUUAAUACUCAUUACAUGAAGAGACCUUCUAUUACGUAAAGGUUACAGAAUGAUAGUUAUUUCUUACGUAACAAUGAAAUCGGAAGUGUUACGUAAAGCUUCGAUAAUGACUUAACUCUUUACGUAAAACGACAUUAAUACUCAUUACGUAAAGAGACCUUGCAUUACGUAAGGUUUCCGUAAUAACAUUUCACAACUGUUACGUAUAGUACAUAUUCAUUACGUAAAGGUUACGAAACAAUAGUUAUUUCUUACGUAACAGUUAAAUAGGAAGCGUUACGUAAGGACGUAACGCGAGGUUAAUACUCAUUACGUAAAAAGACCUUCCAUUACGUAACGACAGUUAUUUCUUAUGAAACAGUUAAAUCAGUAGCGUUUACGUAAGGCUUCCGUAAUGACUUAGCAUUUUACGUAACGCUAGGUUAAUACUCAUUACGUAAAGUCAACUUCUAUUACGUAAGACUUCCGUAAUGAUCUUUUACAACUGUUACGUAACCAUUACGUAAUGCCUAUUGUAUUUUACGUAAUGCAACCUGUGAAACCUGCUAUAGCAUGUUAAAAAAUUCAAGUUACCUUACUUCAAGUUAUUGUAAGAAAUCCUUUUUAUUAAUAUUUGUGCUAACUUGGAUUGCUGACUGGUACAAUCUAACAUAAUUUGGAUGAAAAAUGAACGAAAUGACCCAUUUUGUUAUACGUACAAACUUAUAACACCAAAUCGUGCAAAAUGAAAGUUUGCUAGUGUUUUGGGAUAAUUACUUGUAUCACUUGAGAAGCGUGCCGUUUCAGGAUGACCUUCUCCGUUAAAGCAUCAUUUUAAGACAAAUUGCGGUAGCUGUUGAUUGUAACGAGGCCGUCAUGAUCGUUUGGCUCAAUGAUUAUUGUAUCAUCAAUUACAGGUAUCUCUAUUAUUAAUAUAACGGUUAUCCAGAGAAGCGCACUGAAAAGCACCAAAUGUAAAUAAAGAGUCAUUUGCACGCUGGAUGUAAAAAUCAGGAUUUUGCCAAAAUUUGUCCAUCCCUAAGCCAUUUAGAGCCAAAGACUUGCCUUUUAUAUAUAGGUAGAAUAACUUUAAAAUGUAAUUUACCAUCUUACCCUUCCAUGGGUUUUGCUAAUUUAUUUUAAAAGUCUAAUUUACAUCAUGUAAAUAUCUUACUCUUGGUUUCAAAGGUGGGAUAUAAAUCCCAGCUUUGAAGGGUGUAAGACUGUAAGUAACUUCAUAGUGCAUUGAAAAUACCAAACGCUGGACUUAAGAAUUAAUUGAUAACAAGUGUUUAUAUAAACUGAAGUAGCCAAUGUUAGCAAGUAAUGAACAUCAACUACGAAAUGUUGUUCUGUAGUUGUGAUAGAUCGACAGAUGGCAAGAAACAAGCACUAAUGCUUUAUCUUUUCAUUCCAAUUAAAUGAUGAUGAAUGGUUGUGAUGCCACCCGGUUCAACAUGGUUCAACCUGUAUUGGUCAUAAAACCGGUAUGACACUAUUGGUAUAAUCGACUUACGCAUUUUAAGCAAAAUGUUAUUAUUUUAAUGAAUUUAAUUAAUAAAAAUAAUAAUCUAUUAUUCAUUUUAUGAAUUUAAUAGUUAAAAGUUGAUGAUAUUUGUUGGAUUGUAACUAAAUUGUCCACAAAUAUGUUUUAUAUAUGAUUAAAUACAUUGAAUAUUAAUUUUUUAUAUAUUUUUUUAACUGGCAUGAAUCGGCACAAAUUGGUUUUACCACCGGUCAUACCAUUCCACUUGCCAAACCGACACAACGGUAUAAAUCGGUUUGACAACCUAUUGAUGAUAAUGUAAAUUUUACUUCAUAUUUAUAAAUCUAAUUAACAAAAUUUUGUAUGAAAUGUAUGAAACAAAUAAUAGUGUCUUUUGAAAUCAAAGAAUGGUCGUCGGGCAGGCGGACUCGCAUCUCUUACAACUGACACAGUCCUCUGUUCGUGAUCCCUGCUAAGCAUCCCAGGCUGAAUGGUUAAAGCGUCCAACUCAUAAUUAGCGAAUUCGUAGGUUCAAAUCCUCAACAUCCGAAAUUUCAUUUUCGAAAGAAUAUACACGGAAAAGUGGGGUAAUCCAACCAAUCUUGCUUCUUUCUUUUUUUCUUUUGUGGAAUUAAUCAUUCAUUUUAUUUGAUAUUUUCGUUAGUUUGGAAAGAAAUUAUUUCAAAAUUCAAGUUUUACCCAAUUUUUUUUAAAUCCACAAAGCAAAUCACCUAUAAAUUUUGCAUUCAAAUCACCUAUGAAUUUGGAAACCUAAUCCAUCAUCAAAAUCCAACAAACAAAUGACCCUUAAUAAUUUCUUUUAUUAUUUAAUUGUGGGGAUGGAGGACUCGUGGAGAGCACAAGUGGGAGAAUUAAUAGAUUUUUUUUAAUAUUUAAUUUCGGGGAUGGAGGACUCGUGGAGAGCAAAAGUGGGAGAGUUUUGGAUUUACCUUUGGGGUUGGGGAUUUCUGGGAGUUCCUUCAUCAGCUCUCUGUUGCCUGCAGCCUUUCUAGAUCAGGAUAGGCUGCCUCAUUGCAGAGCUGAAGCUAAUUCGAGUCGGCCUACGACACAACCAGCGAGGGCACUCUUACCCAUCCAUUUCUGUGCCUGAACUUCUUCCCUGGUUCAUUGUUUUUCGGUGGGGUUGUUCUGAAGUUGCCACAUGAAUCAGCACAAGGCAGCAAACGAUUCCCCUCCUGAACCCAGGCAGAGGCAGGGAGCGGUAGCAAAGGAUCCAAUUGCUGCUAGAAAAGUCCAGAAGGCAGACCGUGAGAAAUUGAGAAGGGACCGUUUAAAUGAGCAGUUUAUUGAGUUGGGUCAAACUCUAGACCCUGAUAGGCCUAAAAACGACAAGGCAACGAUUUUGACCGAUACAGUUCAAGUUCUCAAGGAUCUAACAUCUGAAGUUAACAGACUCAAAGCCGAGUGUUCUGCCCUCACAGAAGAAUCCCGUGAGCUUCUGCAAGAAAAGAAUGAGUUGAGGGAGGAGAAGGCAUCGCUUAAGUCUGAUGUUGAAGCUCUGAACAUGCAGUAUCAGCAGAGAUUAAGAGCCAUGUUCCCCUGGGGUCACGUUGAUCCUUCUGUAAUUAUGGGAUCUCCUUAUUCAUAUGCAGUCCCUGUACCAGUGCCUCCUGGUUCAAUCCCCAUGCAUCCACCAAUGCAGCCAUUCCCCUUUUACAGAAAUCAACCUCCAUCCAAUCCUGUUCACGAUCCCAGAAGCAAGUUGGUAUGCCACCCUGGGGAUAGCCAUAUUGAGGAAUGCUGUGAUGACUCGGGUGAAGUUGCAACUGAACUUGUACUUAAAAUGCCUGGAUCGUCUUCUCAGCAGGAGGCUGUAGAAAGGAAAGGCAAGCAGAGGAAGGAAAAGGAGAACUGUGUUGUUUCUUCUAGCAUUAGUUCUUCCCCUCAUGUCGCUCAUGAUUACUCGUCUAACAGCAUUGGUGAUGCAGCAUCAUCUAAGCCUUGAGAUUUCUGGCUGUGUAAUUGGUUUUUCACAUAGCUAACCACAUAGAGAGGCAUGUCCUUAUACCGACUCCUGGGAGCAGAAUCAGUCUUUAGUGUUGGUUGUAACUUGAUGGGAUUUCUUCCCAGUUGGAUAAUGGGCUUUGACUUCAAUUACAAAGUGUUGUAUGCACACUUAUGAAGCUAAAAGUGAGCAGCCGGGAUGAGCUUGCGGGCGAAGAAAGAAGAAGCCGUGGAUGGGAUGCUCUGUUCUCCAAAAUGGUAGGUUUGGUGUGUGUAUAAGGGGUUGGUCUAGUCACGAGUGCUUUACCUUACUGUAAUAUGAUUAGUCUUGAAUUUGAAGGUCUCAGGUUAGAAUAAUUUAAGUAGCACCUAAUAUCAAAAAGUAAAACUAUAAGUAGGUUUAGUGUGUGAACAAGUGCUUGGUUUAGUGGUGGUAAUAUGACUAGUUUUGAAUCUCUAGGUCUUAGGUAGGGGUGGGCAUACGGUUCAGUAAAAUCGAACCGAACCUAAUCGAACCGAAUAUAAACCGAACCGAAAUUGAAUUAAUGUUAUUCGAUUCGGAAUUCGGAAGAGAAAAGGGCAUAUUUCAGAAACCAGGGUCCUUUCGACCGAACCGAAUUUCCGAAUUUCGAAUUGAAAAUCGAAUUAUUAUAAUUGCAAGCUCCAAAUGGUGGAUUUUUAAGUUUCUACUUAUUACGAGACGUAAAUAUUUGAAUCAUGUUAGUGUUUUAUGACUUAUGUGUUGAAAUGUUUGAUUUUAUCAUUGGUGAUGCAUAUUUAUUGUUUACAUUAGGGGUGAAAAUUCCAUUAUUUUUUGGCAAAAUUCCAAAUCCCAUUAUUUUUUGGCAGGACACUCUAUAACUAUUAACCGAGUCGAGAAUUACUGGUUAAUGAUAUAUUAACGGUUUAGAGGCUCUUGGAUUCGUCUGUCGGUAGAAGAAAACUGCUAAUCGGUUUAGCGGUUAGUAACCAACAGUUUCUCAGAUAACCGUUUAACCUACUAGAGCUCCAUGUUUCACUAAAAUGUCAUCGUUUUUCCCAAAUGAAACAACCCUACCCCACCCUUGAGUUGUGUUUCUUUUGUAGCUUCUCUUCUUUGUGAAAUCUCCUCUAUCCACUAGCCCUCUUCCAUACAGAUGAUGGAACUCAAACACAGCCAUGUCUGCCGAAAGUACCUCAUCCUCCACGUCUCUAAUUCAAAAUUUCUGCCUCUGGUCUCUGAAUUCGAAUAAGUGAAUACCUUUCGCCUCCUUCCAGUUCUGCCUCUGGUCUUCAACUUCUCUUUAUUGCAUUCCCAGUAUUUUGCCGAAUGUGGGUAAAAAUGUACUGUUGUUUAAAAAUCCUCUCAUCUUAUGCACUUAUGUUUUGGAUGGUAUAGGAUACUGGGCCAAGAUCAGGUGACUAAGGGGAGUGCCUUAGUCACAUGGCUAAGUGAAUCUCAGCACUCAACCUUAUUAAAAUCCAAGGGCUCCAAUUAAUCCAAUUUAAUUAAGGAUAAUGUGUUAAUUGCAUGUUUAUUUUAAUUUUUUAAUUAUAAAAUAAUAAAAAAUGCAAGCACUACGUCUCUGUCUCCUUGCGCCAGCCAGUCACCGUCCUCUCCCGUUUGCGCCGGCCAGCCAAAUUUUCGGCGGCAGAGAGAGAGAGAGAGAGAUUUUCUGAUCGGAUGAAAUUUUUUCCGGCGACCAUCGAUGACGGAGAAGGAUUUUCCUGCGACAGUGCUAGAUUUGUGAUGUUUGUUGACAUAUUUUGUAAUAUUUGUAUUUUGUAUUGUUUAUCAUUCUUCUUUGUCAUUUUUUAGUGACGUUUUGUAUGGUUAGUAUGCUUUGUAUUGUUUGUCGGUUUCUUUUAUAAUGUUUGUAAACUUUGUUAUUUAUGUGCACCAUGUUUAUUAUUUUUGUCAACCAUGUUAGUAAAGUUUUUUAUGUCUAAAAAAUAACUUGGUUGACUUUUGGAUGAAACUCCUCUAUAUAGGGAUGGAGCUUCCAAAGUCAACUCGAGUGUUUUUUCCGUUUACGUGGAUUGUCGGUCUAGUUUGUCAUUUUUGUCCAUCAUAUUCGUAAUGUUUGUAUGUCUAAAAAACAAUCGGGUUGACUUUGGGACGGAGCCCUCUAUAUAGGGAUGGAGCCUCCAAAGUCGACCCGGUUGUUUUUUUCUUUUUUGUAAGAUUUGUAUUGUUUGUCGGUCUAGUUUGUAUUGUUUGUACAAUUCAUCCGUCUGUAAUGUUUGUAAAUCUGUUUGUAUGUUUUGUCGUUGUAAUUUGUACUGUUCGUACGUUUGUUUGGUUUGUACUAAUUGUAAGUCCGGUUUGUAUACUUCGUAAUUUUUCAUAAUACCCAAAAUACCCCUGCCAUUAAUUAAAUAGCUCUUCCCACUUUUUAACCGUCAGAUUACUGUGUCCAAAUCUAAGGGCUGGGAGGGGCUUAGUCAAGUGACUAAGCACCCCCUCUUAGUCAUAGGAUCUGGACUCCUAGGACACUUAUGCAUAAUCAUAUAUAAGAGGUGAGAUUAAAAGAUUUUUUUUACUUUUUUUAAUUAUUAAUUAAUUUUUAUCUUGUUCGUCUUAAAUUGGAGUUUAAUUUUUUGUUGCAAAGAUGGAAGGGGUUUGUUGUGAUCUACCAAAUGAUAUCUAUUUUUAAUAUAAUUUGAGAAACAUUUUUUUCGAACCACCCCUAUCACUCGUUAACACCCUGGUACCACUUUAUAUCACCUUAUUUUGUACUCAAAUUUUGAAAAAAAUUGCUUAAAAUGAGCAAGUGGAUCGCAACCUAUUGGAUUUACAAAUUUAUUGAGAUAAAAUUUCAAUACCAAACAUACUACCCUGGUAUAGGUGGUAAUUGGUGGUAGACAGUAAUAAAAACUGGUAAAUGAC
Linum trigynum is the source of this 7318-nucleotide messenger RNA. The record is from the annotation of a GenBank genome assembly. Lineage: Eukaryota; Viridiplantae; Streptophyta; Magnoliopsida; Malpighiales; Linaceae.